AGCGCGAGGUCUCACAUACGGAGUAAACGUUGCCGCCGGUGGAGAGAAUAAAAGAGGGUAUUCGUCCCGCUGUCCCUCAGCAGACGCAUCAAUCAACAUGAUCCCCAUUGUGCUGGCCUCGGUGCUCAUUGCUGGUGCCCUCGGGUGCGGGAAACCGCCCGUGGAGCCGCUGGCGUCCCGUGUGGUCAACGGCGUGGAAGCCAGGCCUCACAGCUGGCCCUGGCAGAUUUCGCUGCAGUAUGACAAGGAUGGCGAGUGGAGGCACACUUGUGGGGGAUCUCUAAUUGCCUCCAACUGGGUCAUGACUGCUGCCCACUGCAUCAACUCCAAGCUGUCCUACAGAGUGUUUGUGGGUAAACACGACCUGGUUGAGGAGGAGGCCGGCUCGCAGGCCAUCCGACCCGAGAAGAUUAUCGUCCACGAGAAGUGGAACCCCAUCUUCGUGGCCUUCGGUAACGACAUCGCCCUGAUCAAACUCUCGCAGCCUGUGAGUGUGAGCGACCAGGUGCAGUUUGGGUGCAUCCCCCCUGCUGGCACGGUGCUGCCUAACCUCUACCCCUGCUACAUCACCGGAUGGGGCCGACUGUCCACCGGAGGCCCCAUAGCUGAUAAGCUGCAGCAGGCUUUGAUGCCUUUGGCCGACCACGCCACCUGCUCCCAGCCUGACUGGUGGGGCAUCGCUGUCAGGGAAACCAUGGUGUGUGCCGGUGGGGAUGGGAUCGUGGCUGGAUGCAACGGCGACUCCGGUGGCCCCCUGAACUGUAAGAACAGCGAGGGCGUGUGGGAGGUGCACGGCGUCACCAGCUUCGUCUCUGCCCUCGGCUGCAACUACGAGAAGAAACCCACCGUCUUCACCCGAGUCUCCGCCUUCAACGACUGGAUCGACCAGGUUAUGAUGAACAACUAAGAAGACGUGCGAAUAAAAGUAUUAAUGUCUCAGUA
Molecule: messenger RNA, 942 nt
Organism: Betta splendens (Siamese fighting fish)
Lineage: Eukaryota; Metazoa; Chordata; Actinopteri; Anabantiformes; Osphronemidae
Gene: ela3l
Product: elastase 3 like
Exons: 8
Coding region: 98-907 (269 amino acids)
Biological process (GO): proteolysis
Molecular function (GO): serine-type endopeptidase activity
Source: RefSeq, a predicted model, not a curated record